Molecule: messenger RNA, 1867 nt
Organism: Salvelinus sp. IW2-2015
Lineage: Eukaryota; Metazoa; Chordata; Actinopteri; Salmoniformes; Salmonidae
Product: protein shisa-2-like
Source: RefSeq, a predicted model, not a curated record
AGCGCUGAAAAGUCUAGAAAAAUGUCAGUAACCAAUGCGCAAGCGCAUGGCUGAACUAGUAGCCCACCUCUCAUUCGAGGCACUCUCGCCAUAGAUGGACUAGGAGUGAGAGCCUGGGCGGCAAUACUGUAUGAAUGGGUGAAAAGUUUACAUCUCUUGCAKGUCUCUUUAUGGCGUAGCCUAUCCUUAAUGAGCACCAGAGACUGUGACUGCCAUGCUCUAUUCGAUUUUAGUCUCAUGGUCUAGUUUCCAAAAUUUUUGUCUACUGUAGAACAGUUUUGAGAAGAUAACCUCAUGACACAUUAGAAGAGGAUAAAAACAAAUUGCUGGGCUGGUGGACUGGACAGAGGGACAGGGGGAGAAUCCGUGAGAAUACUCGCAUGGCACGUAUGGAUUACAUGUAAGGCCAGUGUUGGUUUCGCUGCAUCUCUGGGGGAAAGUCAUCCGAGAAGCGUAUUUUCAGGAGACCAUGGACAGCCUCGCUUCCAUGCCAGAGGGAUUCCGCUCAGCCUGGAUUGAUGUUGGAUUUACCCGGGGCUCCGAGAGCUCACAGCCGUGAAAUUGAGAGUGAAAGACGCGCUAUGAAAUAAUAGGCUAUUUGUAAGAUUGGUGCCAAAUGUAGGCUAUUUAUGUUCUGGAUAUUUGAUAAUGUUUUAUUUUCUCAACAAGCGUUACUAACGCUACUUGGAAUCUUGUGAUCAACUUCAAACAGAGGACACUUUUAAAAGGAGCGCUUUGGUGACAAAUUUGUGGAUCUAUUGAAUUAGGCUGUAGGAUUACCCACUGAAUUCCACUGUCAAAUGAUAGUUUCAAAGUCGUUUGUUUUGUUUCCAUUUUGUCGCCUCGCUCUUUCAUUUCAUUCAUUCACCGUAUCACUUUGUUAACCAGGUUAGAGCCUGAGAGUAAGAGAAAGAAAGCCUCUGUCUCAUAGCGCGCCCAGUGUGCACACGGGCACCAUGGUCGGGAUGUGGGGUGGCGGAGGUCUCCCAAUGUCUGUCACUGUGGUUGUGACUCUGCUCCUGGCUAUUAUUGACGUGAAGGCGAGUGGGGAGUACUGUCACGGUUGGCAUGACACCCAGGGCACAUGGAGAGAGGGCUUCCAGUGUCCGGAGAAGUUCGAUGCUGAGGAUGCCAUCAUCUGCUGCGGGAAAUGCGAACUCCGGUACUGCUGCUCCAGGAAUGAAGCACGGCUGGACCAGGGGACUUGUGACAACGACAAGCAAGCCCAGCAACCGGGCACCGACAGCAAAGAGAACAAGGAGACGGGCGCAGUACCCAUCUACGUUCCCUUCCUGAUCGUGGGCUCUGUGUUCGUGGCUUUCGUCCUGGUGGGUUCCGUGGUUGCCGUUUGUUGUUGCCACUGUCUCCGCCCCAAACAGGAACUGUCGUCAGGGGGCGGGGGAGGAGGCGGGUCUGGUGGCGGCCGUCUCCUGGAGACCAUUCCCAUGAUGGCUAGCGUGGGCACGUCUCGCGGUUCCUCUUCCCGCCAAUCAAGCACGGCCACCUCGUCCAGUUCCUCUGCCCCUCCUGCCCAGGUGCCUCGCCCGGCCCCUCAGCCCAUGAUGCGUGCCCAGGCCUCCUGCUGUCUCCCUCCAGACGCCAGUGUCUUCGUCAACAUGCCGACCAACUUCUCCGUGCUCAACUGCCAGCAGGCCACCCAGAUCAUGCCCCACCAGGGACAGUUCAUCCACCCCCAGUACAUCGGCUAUGCCACCCACCACAUGUCCCCACCCCAGGGGGUCUACCUGGACCCCACCCAGGGGGGCUACAGACAGCUGCAGUCCCCCUACCCCCCACCCACCAGUGUGGCCAGUGUCAACAGCGAGCAGAAGUACCCUCCAGUAACAGUUUAAGCCAUUUUGGGGAC